Metschnikowia bicuspidata var. bicuspidata NRRL YB-4993 is the source of this 2041-nucleotide messenger RNA. It is a transcript of the gene PDX1, whose product is annotated as Pdx1p. Gene Ontology annotation, molecular function: dihydrolipoyllysine-residue acetyltransferase activity. The transcript has 2 exons. Lineage: Eukaryota; Fungi; Ascomycota; Pichiomycetes; Serinales; Metschnikowiaceae. Gene Ontology annotation, cellular component: pyruvate dehydrogenase complex. Gene Ontology annotation, biological process: pyruvate decarboxylation to acetyl-CoA. The record is from RefSeq and is a predicted model, not a curated record. The coding region runs from base 1 to 1731 and encodes 576 amino acids.
AUGUAUGCUGAUGCUGAUAUAGACAAGGCUACAUUUAAUAUCACUAUUCAUCUUUAUGAAGCUCAAAGCCGCUUUCCUCCACGUCCCCGACUCUCCGCUGCAAUCGCAAAACAUUCCACUGGCCCCGAACUCCAGUCUUUCCAAUCUCUUCCAAACCCCACACUUCCAAACCCCCACACUUCCAAAAUUCCCGCUCUUCCCAAAUUCCCGCUCUCGCCAAACCCCCCUCAUCCCAAAACAGCCCAUCUCCCCCGUCUCGCUCUGCCGCGUGCCACCACGCAGGCGCGCGAGCCCAGGCCCCAGGCCCCAGGCCGCGCCGGAGAGGUCGCGCCCGCGCGGCACUGUGAGUCCGGGCCAGUGCGCCUGCGCCCAGCCCAUUGCAACAACCCACCGGCCGUCUGCCCUGAGCGCCCAGCCCGUCUUCCCACGCCACCCCAUACCACCAUGCUCAGACGCUUCGCCAGCCCCGCCCGUGCGGCCCGCGCGUUCUCGUGCCGCGCCGCGGCGCUCAACGCGCUGGUUUUCCGCAUGCCCGCCAUGUCGCCCACCAUGACCGAGGGCGGCAUCGUCGCCUGGAAGUACAAGCCCGGCGCCUCGUUUGCCUCUGGCGACGUGUUGCUCGAGGUCGAGACGGACAAGGCCACCAUCGACGUGGAGGCCACGGACGACGGCGUCUUGUGGGAGCUCUUGCACCACGACGGCGAGUCCGGCAUCCCGGUCGGCCAGCCCAUUGCCUUGUUGGCGGAGCCGGGCGACGACUUGGCCACGUUGGCACGCCCGGCCUUGGAGCUGCCCGCCGCGGCCGAAACCAAGGCGGCAGAAACCAAAGCGCCACAAACCAAAGCGCCACAAACCAAAGCGCCACAAACCAAAGCGCCACAAACCAAAGCGCCGCAAACAAAGGCGCCCGAGGCCAGGGCCGUGGCCCAGCGCGCAGAGCCCACAGCCAACGGGGCAAACCCCCAAACGGCAGCACCCACAACACCGCACCCCGCGAGCAGGGCCAACGCCGCGUUGAAGGUGUCCCCCGCCGUCGAGGUCUUGUUGCACCGCCACGGCCUCUCGCGCGCGCACGCGCUCGCGCACAUCCCAGCGUCCGGGCCCCAGGGCCGCCUCUUGAAAGGCGACGUGUUGGCCCACCUCGGCCUCAUCGACGCGGCCGCCGUGGCCCGCGCCGCGGCCUACGCGCGCAGCAGGCAGCACUUGGACCUCUCGCACAUCUCCGUGGCGCCCGCCGCGCCGCGCCGCGCCGCGCCGGCCCCGCCCGCCCGCUCCGUGACCAUCCAGUACUCGGCCGACUUGGGCCACGCCGCGCCGCGCGCCCAGCUCCACGCCGCGUUCGAGGCCGCCGUGCGCACCGCCACCCGCCACGCCCACGCCGCGCGGUUCCCCGCCUACGCACACACGCCCCUGGCGGCCGCCGCGCCCGCGGACGACCUCUUCGGCGACUUGCUCGUGGCGCCGGUGUCCACGGCCCGCUUCCACGUGCACGCCGUGCGCUACAGCGGCGCGGCUGCGCCGGCGCCGGCGCCUGAGGACUUGUUCGCCGAGCUCGUGGGCCAGCCGCGCGGCGCCUCCGCGGCAGCGGCCGCCAGCGUGCCCGGCCUGGCCACGGCCCACUUCCAGGUCACGUACGACACCCGGCUCAGCGACGCGCGCGCCUUCGUGGCCGCGUUCGAGGAGUCCUUGCGGCGCCAGGGCCCCGCGCAGCAGUUGACCGUGCACGCGUGAGCUUGCGGCGCCCUAAAUAGAACCACCCAAUACGACACCCACUGCUGCCGAGCGCGGCCGCCGCGGCGCGGCUGGCCCCGUGCCCGUAGACUGUCAGCGCAUACGUGAGUCACAUGACCAAUAUGUGGCCGCAACAAUGACGAGCGUGAGAAAGCCACGUGUUUGCUACACGAGGGAGGAAUAAAUAGGGGCAUAGGUCGAGGCCGAGGUAGAAACGAGUUUCUUUCUCAAGGAUUCAGUGACCACUCUAAGCUGGGUCCGUAGUAAUUAGUUACAAACACAAAUCAAGAAUAGAACCAGCGUUCCAAUG